Triticum turgidum subsp. durum (durum wheat) is the source of this 1437-nucleotide messenger RNA. Lineage: Eukaryota; Viridiplantae; Streptophyta; Magnoliopsida; Poales; Poaceae. The record is from the annotation of a GenBank genome assembly.
AUGGUGGCCGCGGUGCGUGCUCCGGCGCCCAGGAAGCUGCCCGCGGAGGGGACGCUGCUGCUGGCGGCGGAGGAGGCGCUGUCGGACCUGGAGACGGCGUCGUCCACGGGGGCGCCCAACUCCAGCCUCAGCUCGGCCAGCAGCGCCGGCAGCCUCGCGCGCUGCUCCAGCCUCUCGCGGCUCUCCUUCGACUGCACCCCGUCGGCCGCCAUGGCGGCCGCGGCCACCGCGUGCUCGCCGCGCCCGUCCGCGGCGUUCCGGCCCCACCGGUCCGGCGACGUGGCGUGGGCGGCCAUCCGCGCGCUCUCGGCCUCCUCCCCGGCGACGCCGCUGGGCCCCGCGGACUUCAAGCUCGUCCGCCGCGUCGGCGGCGGCGACAUCGGCACCGUGUACCUCUGCCGCCUCCGGACCGCGGCGUCGGCGGAGGCCCCGUCGUGCAUGUACGCGAUGAAGGUGGUGGACCGCCGCGCCGUGGCCAAGAAGCACAAGCUGGAGCGCGCGGCCGCCGAGAAGCGCAUCCUGCGGCUCCUCGACCACCCGUUCCUGCCCACGCUCUUCGCCGACUUCGACGCCGCCCCGCGCUUCUCCUGCGUCGUCAUGGAGUUCUGCCCUGGUGGCGACCUCCACUCGCUCCGCCACCGCAUGCCCUCCCGCCGCUUCCCGGUCCCCUCCGCCCGGUUCUACGCCGCCGAGGUGCUCCUGGCGCUCGAGUACCUGCAUAUGAUGGGCAUCGUCUACCGCGACCUCAAGCCGGAGAACGUGCUCAUACGCGCGGACGGCCACAUCAUGCUCACCGACUUCGACCUGUCGCUCCAGUCCACGUCGUCGCCGUCGCUCGAGCCAGCCGUCGCCGAGGAGGAACAACAGGAGGAGCCGCGCAGCGUGUCCUGCUUCCCGAUACGUUUCAGGCGGCGGAGGCAUCGUCGUCGGUGCGCGGCGUCUCCCCCGCGGUUCGUGGCGGAGCCGGUGUCGGCGCGGUCGUGCUCGUUCGUCGGCACUCACGAGUACGUGGCCCCGGAGGUGGCAGGCGGCGGCGCGCACGGCGCCGCCGUGGACUGGUGGGCGUACGGCGUGUUCCUCUACGAGCUCCUCCACAGCCGCACCCCGUUCGCCGGCGCCACCAACGAGGACACGCUCCGCAACAUCGUGCGCGCGCCGCUCACCUUCCCGUCCUCCUGCGGCACCGGCUGCCACGCCGACGUCGCCGCGGCGCGGGACCUCAUCGCGCACCUGCUCACCAAGGACCCCGCCGCCCGCCUCGGGUCCCGCCACGGCGCCGCCGACGUGAAGGCGCACCCCUUCUUCAAGAACCUCAACUUCGCGCUCCUCCGGUCAUCGCGUCCGCCCGUCGUCCCCAGCGCGCCGCUGCACCGGUCCCAGUCGUGCAAGACGCCGGCGUCCCGCAAGCCGGACACGAAGCGCUUCGACCUCUUCUGA